Oryza sativa Japonica Group (Japanese rice) is the source of this 3887-nucleotide messenger RNA. NCBI's taxonomy places the organism in Eukaryota, Viridiplantae, Streptophyta, Magnoliopsida, Poales, Poaceae. The record is from RefSeq and is a predicted model, not a curated record.
GCUCUGGGCUUGCCGCCUUUUUCCUUCUCCCACGACGACCCACCCCAAGAGGCCCAGACGGGAGACGGCUUGCCGCCUCUUCUCCUUCCCGCUCCGCGCCAUCCACCUCCCCCUCCUCUCCCUCCCCUCCGCCGCCGCCUGGCAGCUUCCGCAUCGGGGGGAAGCGCGGUAGCAGCGCUGGUCUGUCCAACUCGAGGUGGUGUUAUCCCCAAGAUCGAGAAGGUGCAUUUGGGGUGGUGUUUCCGCUCGGAGAUGGUCAGAGGGACAUCGACCCGGCAAUACUGUUUCUAGAACCAAAUGUAGGUGAUUGGAGAGAUUCAUCAGUGAUUGCUUUAGACUAGACUGUACUGGGGAUUUAUUGGUGUUUAUAAGGAUGGAUGGUGCUGUUCGAGGGCAGGGAUGCGUGGGGAGGCUCAGGAGCUUCAACAAAACGAAAAAGAAGAACCGGAACUGCAGUGAUGACAUGCGAAAUGGUGAUGACGAAGAGAAGAAGUACAGUCAUCACGACAUGAAGAACAACUUGCGAAAUGAUGCCAACGAAGAGAAGAGGAAGAGCAGCGAUGACAUGCGAGAUGGUGAUUUCGAAGAGAAGAAGAAGUGCAGUCGUCACGACAUGAAGAAGAACUUGCGAAAUGAUGCCAACGAAGAGAAGAGGAAGAGCAGCGAUGACAUGCGAGAUGGUGAUGACGAAGAGAAGAAGUGCAGUCGUCAAGACAUGAAGAAGAACCUGCGAAAUGAUGCCGACGAAGAGAAGAGGAAGAGCAGUGAUGACAUGCGAGAUGGUGAUGACGAAGAGAAGAAGAAGCGCAGUCGUCAUGACAUGAAGAAGAACUCGCGAAAUGAUGCCGAUGAAGAGAAGAGGAAGAGGAAGAGGAAGUGCAGUGAUGACCUGAAGAAGAGUGUGGUAAACGAUGCCAGCAAAGAGGCGACGUCACACAGUGACUGGAGAAAGAAUAGGAAGGCUGGAAGCGAUGCUGAGCAAAGGGGGAAGAAGUUGUUGAAUGGCGACAAGAAGGCUAAGAGUAGGAAGGUGACCACUCCAUUCUUUGAAAAGAUGCGGAAAAUAAAAAUGCAGCGCACGAGCAACCAGAAUGGUGAGAAGAAUAUGAAGAGUGACGGUGACAGCUAUAAGAAGACAGUGCCGCUCUCAGUCAACAAGGGUAAGAUGGAGAAAGAUGGAACGAACAAGAGGACUUUGUCUAAUACACUUGUUGCAAAGGAGAGGAAAAUGCGACCUAGUGACAGUAUGGAGAUGAAGAUGAAGAAAAAGAAGCGGGAUGCAUCAUUCGUUCAACCUGAUGAGAGGACAGCUCAGACAUUUAGCACUAAAAACAAGGAAAAGAAGAGGAAGGCGCCAUCUACACCAUUGAAGAGGGAGCAGAAGGAGCGAGUGGCUAGCAGUGACAAUAAAAAGGAGACGAAGAAGGCUUGUAUUGUUGCUAUAGGAAAUGAGAAAAAAAAUUGUAGGGAUGGCAAGAAGAAGAAAAGGAAAGCAGCCUUCGCAUUCUUCAAAUUUGUGCGCGACGAGUUCGAGGAAUUACUGUUCAUACCACCAGCAGUUGCACCCAGCCUUAAGGAUUUAAUUGAUCGCCAUGUAUAUCUUGAAGACUCAGAGGGGAAGUGUUCAAAGAUCAGGCUAUCGGUGGUGGAUGGUUCCCUAGCUUUUUAUGAGGGAUGGAACAGUUUCGUUUCAGAACAUUGUAUUAAGUGGGGUGAAUUUCUAUUAUUUGAGUACACACCAGAAUCAACAUUUUCUGUGCGGGUGUUUGGUAUUGAUUCUUGUGAAAGACUACAUUUCAGUGUCAAAAGCGGAGGAAAAGGUGCUGUGAAGAAAAGGAAAGAAAGGCAUACAUUAUCUGAUGAUUUGAUAUCACAUUAUAAUGGUCAGUAUCAGGACUCUGAAGACAUACACGAUGGCCCCAAUGUUUCUGGUGAAUCUCCUAGGAGCAAAGAGCCCAAAAUAACAGUUGAUGCUGAGAUUGGUACCAGGAAUCUAGUUGCUAAAUCUAUAAAUGCAGCUUCCGAAACACAAGACUCUGAAAGAGUUGAAAGUGGGAUUGGAUAUGGAUCCUUAGGGGCACUAGGUAAUAAGGUUAGAAAUUUAAGCAAUGGGGAGUGUGAUACAAGGAGUGACUCUGUGUUCUGUAUCCAAGAAAAAACAAGAAGAUCUGAGGUUAUUAUAAUAAGUGAUGAAGCUUAUUCAACACAAGUAGACGAGGAUACCAUGAAGCAAACAGCACCAAGUGAAGCUUCAGAAAUACAUCAUGUGACUAUCAAUACACAAAAAGACCUUGAAAGAGUUGUAGAUGGUGUUUGUUGUGAAUCCUCAGUAGCACUAAACAAUAAGAUGGGAAAUUUGAUCCUUGGAGAGCCCAAAAACAAGAAUAUUUCACCAGCAUGUAGCACAGAAAAAACAAAUGGAUCUGAAAUAACUCCAACCACCGGUGUAAUUCCUUUAACACAAGAAAAUAUUGAUACGGUGAAGUUAAAUACACUUUCUUGCUUCGAGGAAGACAGAAGCACAACAAGAGAAUCUGAACUUGCUGCUGCUAUUCCAACAACAUCAGAAACUCAUGAUUCAGAUAAAGAUUUAGGACAGAAACAUCAAAGGAAUUCCGUUCAAGUAAAUUCUAUCAUAGCUGUUGAUAAAUAUCCUAAUGAUAGUGAGAUGAAUAUUAGUGGAAAUAUUUUCAGAAUAUAUGAAGCUCCAGCGGGUACUCGGUGCUUGGAGAAGUGGAAAAGGGGUAUUGUGAACGGUCGAGCAGCUCUUGAUGACAUUGGACAGGUUAGACCUGAAAAAACACAAAAAGCUGGAGAGAAGUUAGUUGGUAAUUGUGGUGCAAUGGGAGAAAGUCCAGUUGAUCUACGGAUAGAGUCUGAUGUUACUGAUACCUGCCUCAAACCAAUUCUCAACAUACCUAUUGAAGAACUCUCGAUUCUUGAUAGCGUAUCAAUAUCCAAAUGCGGACGUAGCAGGACAGAGGUCAACCAUUUGUUCAAUCAAAAAGGAGCUACUGUUCAACUGCAAACAAAAAAGGAGCCAUUGAAACCAACUGGUAGCAGCGGAAAUAGAAAGGGGGACAAAAUUGCAGUGUCUGUCAACCGUGUAUUUGCUCAUCAAUCAGAACUUCAGAUCCCCCAGCAGGAAAAUGGAAAUUUUACCAGUUGUGUAACCCCAGUGGCUCUGCUGCCUGCUAAGGCUGAACUCCUGGAUCUGGAUGAUCAUUCCCUUCAAUUCUGCAUCCCUUCUACCAUUCAGAAAUGGCUUGAGUUGCCCAAAUCGCUUCCAAUCACUUGUCGGCAAAAAGGAAGGUAUGACCGGAACGUCGUAAUCCUCAAGGAUCCCAUGAGGAGGCUAUGGCCGGUCUUCUACCAUGACAAACCGGUCUUCGUAGGCUUCACCGCGGGCUGGAAACCUUUUGCUGCAGCAAACAACCUCCAGGCUGGGGAUGUCUGCAAGUUUGUGAAAGAGAUGGACGAAGAUGAGCUUGCGUUCCAGGUUUAUAUCACAAGAAAGUGAUGGCAAGUGCUCUAGCUGGGUGCACCAUCUUCAGUAGAACAUGGCUGCUCUGCUCCCUCUGUAAAUAUAAUCUUAGGCAUCAGGAACUAUGGCUUUUCUUUUGGUUGCAACGACAACAAUGUGCUGGCUGGCCACCAGGUUGUGUGAAAGCCGCGGUUCUAGGCGCCCUCCACUACUGACGAGAUGAUGGUUCUUUUUGGGUUGGCUGUUGUGCUGCAUACUUGUCCUGACCAAUUGGUGUAAUGUAUAUAUAUAGCCUUGCCGUCCAAGACGACAAGCUGACAAUAUUGUGGACUUCAACAAUGCAAAGGUCAAGGCAUUGAACUUGUGUUGAAUACUUGAAUAAGAUGUUGGCACUUUGGAACCA